GCACUCGUGUCCACAACUCUCCAGUCCGGCCCACAGGCGCAGACAUCAACAAGAGACGCGUAGUCCCGUUUGAAAACACAAACCCUAGACGGAAUACUACUUUUGUUCUCGCCAACUUUACACAACUUUGCAAGAUGUUUGGCUUCCACAAGCCAAAAAUGUACAGGAGUUUGGACGGCUGCUGCAUCUGUCGAGCAAAAUCCUCCAGCUCUCGCUUCACGGACAGCAAGCGCUACGAGAAAGACUUCAGGAGCUGUUUCGGAUUGAGCGAAACGCGGUCUGGAGAGAUCUGCAACGCUUGUGUGCUCCUGGUGAAGCGAUGGAAAAAGCUCCCGGUGGGAACAAAAAAGAACUGGAACCACGUGGUUGAUGCUCGAGGUGGUCCCAGUCUAAGGUUGACCUCCAGGCCCAAAAAGAUCAAGUCCAUCAGCAAGAAAGCCCGUCCGACACAGAUCAACAGGCUGCAGAAAGAGCUCAAAAGAAACAAUUCCGACGCACAAAGCACCACAUCCAGCGCUUCCCCAGCUCAGUCUCCCAGCUACAGCAAUUUGUCCGACGACGGCUCGGACACUGAGCUCAGACAAGGGUCUGGCCGCUCACCUGUCUUCUCCUUCCUGGAUCUCACCUACUGGAAGAGACAAAAGGUGUGUUGCGGAAUCAUCUACAAGGGUCGCUUCGGUGAGGUUCUCAUCGAUCCCCACUUGUUCAAGCCGUGCUGUCGCAAGAAGCAGCAGCAGCAACAACAACAACAGCGGCACGAGGAAGAGGACGGGGAUGAAGAAGAAGAUGAAGAGGAUGAUGACGAGGUUGAGGAGGAGGAGGUGGAAGUUGAGGCGGGAGAUGUGCCCGUCAGCCGCGUGACGUCCACAUCCGAGGAGGAGCAGCAGGCAACGGAGACCACAAUGACGACGGCGGCGGUAGCGCCGGCGGGGGCACAGGUAUGCGUUACCGUGGUGACGACGUCAGAAGGAAGCUGGUAAAGUCACAAAGGUCUCCUACGCGCAUUCCCCCACCCCGUCCUCCUCAAGCACUUGCAAGGCGCAUCACGCUGCCUUCGGUGAUUUAAAGCAGCUGAAGAUCUUCUGGUCUUCUCUGUCAAAAGGCUAGAGAUUUGUUUGAUGUAUUGGACCAGUGUUUCCCAACCUUUAUUGAGCCAAGGCAUAGACAUGGUUAAAACAAUCACACACAUCCCACGAUCAAAAAAUGUAAUGAAAGUGAUGAUACGGUAUUGAGAAGUUACAAAGGAGUGUACAUUUUCCAGAAAGUUUCCAUUAAGAUGGGCAAUUUUUUAUGAUAUAUUCCUGUUUGGCAACCUUCCCUCUAAAUCACAGCGGUGCCUUGUAAUUCAAGUUGCAAAUCAACUUACUCCAUUGAAAUGAACUGAAAUGCCAUUAAUCUGUUCUAGCCUCCGCCCCAACAAACAUGUUUGCAAUCUGUAUUUUUUUUAAUUAGAGAAAACUACCGCUCUUUAUUGUACUUUCUAAAGACAUGAGAACAUUAACUGGAUUCAAAGAAUUAAGCAGUUUGUGCUCAUGAUAAAUCAAUUGUGGCUCCCUCUGCUGUGCAUGACUUGGCCACUGGGGGAAAUUAUGAUAGUCAUGCAGACACAAACAAAGAUGAUUUUUCACAAAUGUGACUGACUUGAUAAGUGGCACGAAUAUUGCUGACACAGAAUUAUAUGCCUGUGAUUAUUGUUAUAUUGUCAGUCAUUGUAAGCAUUAAGAUGAAUUGAGUUGUUUCGGUGCUUUAACACUUUGUAUGAGUCUCUAUGUCAAUAACUUGACUCUUAUCUCAUGUCACAAGUAGAAUUGAAAGUACUUAAAGGCACCACUGUAACUUGGGAUUGAGGGUUAUUUGGGGGGAAAUUACCACAUUCAUGCACAUAUACAAACAUUUUGUUUUGCCAUAAGGCAUUUGUCCAAAACAACAACAACAAGCAGGACAUUUCCACAGAUUUUUGUUAGCGGAACUUCACAAAGUUAAAGUUCCCUAUUAGAGCCAACCUUGAGUUUUGUAUUGUCAUUUUAACCACAUAAACACAUCCCUAUUGCCACGGCAUACUGGUUGGGAAUCACUGUACUGUAUCUGGCAGUUAACAUACGGACUUUGAUGUCUUUCGUCUUGUACUGAGUCUCACCUUUCUGACAAAUGGACCAUCUCACUUUUUUUUUUGUCUUUAGAUACAUGCUGGACUUUUAGUUUGCAGGUACGUUUAGAUCCCACAAUGCCAUAUAGUCAAUCCUUGUAUCUUCCCCAAGACCUCUGUGUUACUUUUAGGUUCAUCAGCAACAAUGUUGGAUGUAAACCUCAAAAGAAUGAGCAUUUAGAGCACAUUUAGACAAACACACACACAGCCCUUUUGUCAUGAAAGAAUUUAAGAGAUUUUUUUGUGUUUCGCCUUCUAUAUGCGCCGUAAUCCACCAACUAUUCUGCUCAUUUUCUUUGGUCACCCCACUCCCGUAAUGUUAUUCGGUAAAAGACGAUUGAGAUUUUUUUGAGAUAGUGUUGAUAUGAUUUGUCCUCACUAGUAGAAAAAGAGUUAAAUGCACUAGUAGUUUUGUUCACUACUUUAUGACAGUUGACUAGGACAUCUAUGUAGAACUAGUGAGGCAAAACUGACAUCUGCAGGCUACUAGUACUACGAGUGAAAUGAUUAUUAGUAUGAUUUUAUUUCAGGGGCUUGCAGUCAUCAUCUAGUCUUGUGUGCAGUUUUGCCUCAGUGGUAAAAUACAGUUGUCCUAUUAGUUUGCCAAAGUUGUUUAACAAAGCGCAUACUAUUCAGGACCUUCAACUGGAUUUCUAGGAUCCUGAAAAAAAAUCUCAAACAAUGGCUUCUUCCUGUUCCAAGCGUAACUUUAGUGAUACUCGCUCCGUCAAGAGUUGGUCUAUGCCAACCGGAUUAGUGUGACGUGUGUGCAAACACUGACUGAGCUGUGCUCCAGUUUGAAAGCAGGCAGGCCUAUUCACAGCUUCAACAGCAAAUGCACCAGCCUUACUCGCGCGUCUCUCUUCCUCUCUCGCACACACAACGUGCUUAUAGUGUUCAUUCCCAAUCAAUUUUGACGAACAUGAGUGAGAGACAGAGGGAAAAAAAGGGCCAGUCGCGUUUAUUUAUUGUGGCCUCAGCAACACAUAGUGCAUUUAUUUGCAUAACUGGCAAAGCCCACUCAUCCAAAAGACCCCCACGAUCUGAUGCAUGAGUCGAAUAAAUUGCAUGGCCUUAUAGAAAGUGUAAAUCUUACUUAUUUUAAUGCUUGUUUUUAUUUUGGAGCAAUUUCUCUUGAUGAGAUUAUUUUUGUAUGCAAACAGGAAAAAAAACAAAUGUGGGAAAAAAUGGAAGUGUCUUUGCAUAACAAUAACACACACACCACGACAGCAAAAACAGAGAAUCAACUUUUCAGCAAUAUCGAUAUCAACCAUUUCUGUCAUUCCCCGGUCAGUAUAUGAUGUAAAAGUAACUUUAUACACGCUUCUGGAGAGCUGUUCCUCCAGUUCCAUUUUCUUGAUAUCAAUCUUAAGAGCCAUGUACUAGUACACUAGUUGUCUUCACUAGGAAGACAAUUUGGAACGCUAUUAGGAUAUCUAUUCUACUGUAUCUCCUGUCAACUAAUGACAGUAUUUCCUCAAAUAUGAGUGUUCUUUUUUAUUGGAGACCCCCCUUUUAAAAUGAACAUUAUCGUCUAUAAUUUACCUAAUAAUCCAUUUUAAGAUUGCACUAGUAGACCAAAAGUGGCCCAAAUGGUGACCCAAAAAAAAAACUUUACUACUGAGGCAUUUGUGUUAGAGUAGUGCCAUGAAUUGUAUACUAGUACAUGGCCCUUAAGAUGGAUUUUGUUGAUAUCAAAUACAUGUUCUCAUGGCUUUGGACACAAGCUCAAAUUCUAUACCAAUGCUCUUGUAUACCACAAAUGUGUUGCGAUACCUCCAGAUAUCAUCUAUUUUGUAAAAAUCGGUUUGAGAGAGGUGGAUUUUUUUGUGUAUUUAUUUUUUUCAACUUUUGACACUGCUCACUUGUGUAAUAAAAGAUCUUUCUAUGAUUUUACUUACCUAAAUGUUAGGGACACCUCCAAGCGGCAUGCAAACUGACCGAAAGUGAAAUUUUCUUAAUUUGUCUUUCUGCGUUUGCUUAAUAACUGGACAAGUGAGCGUAGAAGAUGACUAUUCAUCAAGUGGAAGCCAAAGCACAUUAAAAUUCCUCUCUUUUGCCCCCCAAUGUCAAAAGCAAUGCAGGUUUUCUAAGGACACUUGUGCUUGUCUGAGGUCAUUUGUAUGUAUGUUUGUUGUUCUUAAAAAAAAAAAAAGGAAGAAAAAAAGAACACUAAUAUGACAUUUCAUGUUGUAGUCGGGAGGCAGCUGUUAGAUUAUGUAUAUAUUACAAUCUUGGGUGGGCCCUGAAAUUGUUUGGUUAUUUAUUUAUUUCAUAUUUAUUUCUCUCUCGUUGCAUCCCUGCUUCUUGAGUUGUAAUACUUUCUCUGAAUUCUUUCCAUCUCAAGCGGCCGCAUCGUGAACUUUAGCUGCGCAAAUUCUCCCGUGAGAUUUGCGGUCACAUCAAAUGACUCGGUUGUCCCUACUUGUGAAGUGUUACAUAUUUAUUUCCUUGUCAUUUGACUCGUGUACAACCUAACUUAUUACCUGCCGUCAUUACUUUAGAUGUGUGUCACCGUAGACUGAGCAGCCGGUAGAUUGCAACAGAACUGUAUUCCACUCUCCCUGUUUUUAGUCCCGUAGCUUAGACGAAGAUCACUAGGAUCCACCGCGCUAGACUAUGCAUGUAUUGUUUGCUUCGCAUUUAUUUCGGUUACACGUUAGAGGACGCGCUUUUGUAUUUUUUAUACAUCAUGUCCUUUUUUUACUUGUCCCUUAAUAAAAGUAAUUUUGUGAGUUUUA
Syngnathus acus (greater pipefish) is the source of this 4887-nucleotide messenger RNA. RefSeq names its product SIN3-HDAC complex associated factor (gene sinhcaf). Gene Ontology annotation, biological process: negative regulation of cell migration. The transcript has 6 exons. The record is from RefSeq and is a predicted model, not a curated record. Bases 135 to 980 code for a protein of 281 amino acids. NCBI's taxonomy places the organism in Eukaryota, Metazoa, Chordata, Actinopteri, Syngnathiformes, Syngnathidae.